Xenia sp. Carnegie-2017 is the source of this 444-nucleotide messenger RNA. RefSeq lists its product as uncharacterized. Gene Ontology annotation, molecular function: catalytic activity. The coding region runs from base 1 to 444 and encodes 147 amino acids. The transcript is spliced from 2 exons. The record is from RefSeq and is a predicted model, not a curated record. NCBI's taxonomy places the organism in Eukaryota, Metazoa, Cnidaria, Anthozoa, Malacalcyonacea, Xeniidae. Gene Ontology annotation, biological process: chromatin remodeling. Gene Ontology annotation, cellular component: nucleus.
AUGCAAGCGAGACAGAAGAGACAGAAGAACUUGAGAGUUGCGACCCUAAACAUCGGGACGCUGACUGGAAAGAGCAGAGAAAUAGCAGACAUGAUGAAGAGGAGGAGGAUCGACAUACUAUGCUUACAAGAGACAAGAUGGACUGGUGGGAAAUCAGGAGGGAAGGAAAGAAACAUCAGAGAUAGCUACAAGCUGUACUACAGCGGAGGAGGAAAGCCAAAGAAUGGAGUGGCUAAAUGCCUGAGUGAGGAAUGGCAAGAUAAAACGUUCAACAUCGUGACUGCCUAUGCACCUCAGCAAGGUUGUGAAGAAGACGAGAAGCAGAGAUUUUGGAACCAACUUGAAGAAGUGACCACCAAUGUGAAGGAAACAGAACAGCUAAUUGUGGCAGGAGAUCUCAAUGGGCACAUCGGAAGAGAGAGAGUAGAGGGAUUUGAGAGAUGA